This is a messenger RNA of Vicia villosa (hairy vetch), 606 nucleotides long. RefSeq lists its product as uncharacterized. The transcript has a single exon. Lineage: Eukaryota; Viridiplantae; Streptophyta; Magnoliopsida; Fabales; Fabaceae. The coding region runs from base 1 to 606 and encodes 201 amino acids. The record is from RefSeq and is a predicted model, not a curated record. Gene Ontology annotation, molecular function: nucleic acid binding; RNA-DNA hybrid ribonuclease activity.
AUGAUUUGGAAUAAUGAGAGUGAGGCGUAUUCUAAGCUUGGGUUGAAUGCUUUUUGCAGUUGGCAAGAAUGGUUUAUGGCUCAAGAAAGUAGUGGCCGGGAGCAAACUCACCAACCUAUUGUUAGUUGGAACCCACCGUUAAUUGGAAGGUUGAAAUGCAAUGUUGAUGCGGGCUUUAAUGUUAAUCGGGGUACCACAAAUAGAGGUUGGUGUAUAAGAGACCACAUGGGAAUUUUUGUUUAUGCCGGAGCAGCUUGGGAUUUUGUUUCAUUUCCAACUUUAGAAGCGGAAGUGUUGGCCCUCAAAGAAGCUAUCCAGUGUGCUAUUGAUCUUAAUUUAGAGAAUGUUACCUUUGAGAGUGAUUCUCAAAAUACGGUUCAUGCCAUCCAUAGGGAUGUGGUUGGGUCGUCUGAUUUUAGUGCUAUUAUAUCGUCUAUCCGUAGUUUAUUGUUUAAUUGUCCUAACUUUGAGGUAAAGUUUGUAAAGCGCCAAGCGGAUUCGGUUGCUCACGCCAUAACGAAGGCGGCCGAUUCUUGGACUAGGCGUAGUUUCUUUCAUUUGACACCUCCUUGUAUUGAAUCCUUACUUAUUAAUGAUAUGAGUUGA